CCUCCACUGCAUCAGCUGCAGUUGGAUGACGAUUUUGAUGGCAACACCACAGAUGGGUUUAAUUUACCACCUCCACCUCCGCCACCAAUGCCUGCAACGACGGACCCGGAUGUAGAGUCGGACUUUUUACAAACUCCUCUGAUGUUCUCCCGAGGUACCUCAUCGUACUUGUCCUCAGGACCUUUGGGCACAUCACCAGGCGGUGCAUUUCAAUCUUCACCACAGAGUGAAUGUUCCGAUCCAGCCGUCGACGGUGAUGGAAACCUGGGCAUAUUGACGGAUCUGGAGACAAGCGCAGGAAGUAAAUGUAUCGUUAGUCCAGUUGAUUCAGUCAUUGAGGAAACUACGUCAGCGGGAUUCCAUUCUAAACGGGAUGCGUCAGAUUUCGAAUCUGAUUGUCCUGAAGGUCAAGUUGCUAUCCACACAGAGGAAGACGAUGAAGAUGAAGUUCGGCUACCAUUCGCCGAAGAGGGCACUCCACAGGAUGCCAUCUCGUUUGUUGAGGAUUCCGCUUUAAGCGAACGAGUGCGUUGUGCUCCGUUUGAUUGGCAUGCCCAACAAACACCGGUUAUUAUUGCCAGUGACGGUCGGGUGGACGAGGAUGAUGAUGAACCUGGGCAAGCCCAAAUUCUGCAGCAGUGUAUUGCAUCAGCCAUGCCUGGAAAUUCAUCGUUCACCCCACUGCGAACCGAAUUCCCAGCUACUCUUCCCGCUCCCGCAGCAUUUGCUUCUGACAUUACUCGGACUGUGGCGUUUGUCGAAGAGGAUGAUAACGACUCAGUGCGGAACUUUGCCGUGGAAGACACGCCAUUCGGUACAUCCACCAAAGCCAGUUCGUUGAGCGAUCUUAUAGUGUCAGAAGCGAAAUCGUCCGCCGGUGACUUGUUUCCCGAUUCCUCGUCUCACCAUAACUGUGGCUCUCUGCCUCAACCGGAUUCCGAUCGCCAUCAUUUGAUCGAUACUGCUCAACAUAGUGUGGAUCGAGGUAGCUCGUCCAGUUCGAUUAACGGGGAGACCUCAUCUGAUCUACUGUCUGAAGUUAUACAGUCAGCAAUGCCCAAAUCGUUCCCAACCACGACAUGUGAUUCUCGAAUCCCGGUCACCCGAACGCCGGCAACUAUCAUCACUGCGAACAGUGCUACAACAACAGUCGCUGUUGCCCCAACAUCUGAUGGAGAUUGUCUACAGUUGUACGCAGUUGAAGGAACCCCGGGUGCGGAUGACCUGUCCGGUUCAUCAUCUGUGCAUGAUGUGUGUGAGAGCGCUAUGCAUUCGUUCACAUCACAUUCUUCUUCGAUGCACGGUUUACCGGCAACCAGUCCGGCCCUGGCCUCCGCAUCUUAUUCAAUUGGGUCGUUGGAAGCAGUGUCUGCUCCACCUGCUCCUCCUCGUCGAACAACAUCCGUCCUAACAAAUCAGCGCGAUCCUUUUGCUCCUACCCCGGCACCGAAUCGUCCACAGGCCACGGUAGCUCCGAUGCCUCAGGUCGCUCGUUGUCCACCUACAAAUCGAUCGAAUAACAUGGAUCAACGACGUACCUCAGAAACUGAGUUUUCCGAUGUGGAAAAGACCACCACUCCCGGUCGGGAUUUGACCAAUUCCGGUCUGCUGGCCAAUGUGACGGAUAAGGAUGACGCCAGUUCAUUUUCUUCAUUGCUCAGUAUUGAAUCGGUUGGAUUGGAGCAUAGUUUGUUGCAAGAAUGCAUCUCGUCUGCAAUGCCCCGACCGAAAGUGACGGGCAUGCUACGCAAACCGCAGCAAAUAUGGUCUCAGUUACGCACCGAUUUUGGUUUGGACGAAUCGUUACCGGAACAGGAUGAGUCUCAUCUGGCCCAAUCUGGAGUACCUCAGUCUGAGGAAGAGGAUGACCGAUCUGGUCCCGUAUCUGAAGCAGCCGUCUUGACGAGAAUCAAAUCGGAUAAGAAAAACGGUCCCUUGUCCGCUCCACUAACUCAACGCUCUUCAGCACUCGACUCGUCCGGUGAUUCGUCACGAUGCUCAUCUGUCCGACCGAAAUCUGUUCCCGAAUGUCGAACAGAUCCAAAUACCACCAAUAUGACCGGAAAUGUCGGACGUGCUCCGAACACGACCCGGCUGGCCAAAUCCUCCGGUACAGCUAUCCAUUUUUUAGACGAUGGCUCCGACGGUGCACCCCCUCGGCAUCCGUGUUCCUCCAGUCUAGCGACGAAGAGUUGGACCAGCCCCCGACUAGCUCCACCGCACCCGCACACUUCGCACGGGAACGACGAAAAAGGCACCGUGUCCGCAUCGUCGGAAAUCAGUCUGCCCAGCGGUGAGUUCGAGUUAGAUACAUACACACACAUGCACUGCUCAUGGAAGUUGGAUGAUCACAUCUGUUCCUUAAAACAUUUCUAUUAUCUGUUUAGUCAUUAA
Molecule: messenger RNA, 2394 nt
Organism: Echinostoma caproni
Lineage: Eukaryota; Metazoa; Platyhelminthes; Trematoda; Plagiorchiida; Echinostomatidae
Source: the annotation of a GenBank genome assembly